CUGGCCAAAACAUUGCAGUUCUCUUUGGAGCGCAGUUUUUUAUUCGCCUGAAGCGCAAUUGCAUACAGUUUAAGAUCAAUCACUACCAUCGGUACCCUGGCAAGUUGGCAUUCUCAGCUGCCCCUGCACGAUGUCACAGGUUUAUCUGCUGCCCGUGGCCGUGUUCCUGAUCUUCCAGGUGACCUUCAUCGGAACCUACAUUGUGGCCGUGUUGGAGGGACAUGUGGUGCCCACAGUGCCCUACAUUAGCGAUGCGGCCACCUAUUCGCCGGAGAGCUGCGUCUUUGGGCAGCUGAUCAACAUUGGGAGUGUGCUCUUGGGAAUCACCAUUUACGUGCGCUACCGCCAGGUGCUGCAACUGUACGAACACCAUCCAGAGCUGGACGCUGCCGUGCUGCGGCACAACCGCCUGGCCCUGUGGUGCGGUCUAGUGUCCUGCCUGGGCAUUAGCUUUGUGGGCAACUUCCAGGAGACGAACGUUCGGAUUGUGCACUUUAUUGGCGCCUUUUGCUGCUUUGGCUGCGGCACUUUGUACUUUUGGAUGCAGGCGCUGAUCUCGUAUCUGAUCCUGCCCAUGUCUGGAACCCGCAUAUACGCCCACCUGCGGCUGGGCAUGUCCGUGGUGUGCACCAUACUGUUUAUCCUGCUGGCUGUGACCGGCGUGAUGUCGCACAUCCUGUUCAAGGGCCAGAAUCCGAGGAAGUGGUACCCCUCGGAUGGCGGCUGGUACUUCCAUGUGAUUAGCUCCAUUUCGGAGUGGAUCAUCGCCACCAUCUUCAGCUUCUUCAUCCUGUCCUUCACGCAGGAGUUCCGCGAUGUCUCGUUGUCGCACCCCCAGAUCGCGCUGAUGUCGUACACAGCCGUCAUCUAAGAUCCCAGGAGCAUUACCCAGCUAGUAUUAGUAUAGCGAUCUUGGGCUAGAUUACCCAGCUGCAACAAGGACUGUGGUCGCUGGGUAUGGCAGGGAUUGCAUGCAUUCUGGGAGUAAUUCUCCGUCUUGUCGGAUGAUUAAUUCCCACUCUUAAUCAUUUUAAGAACAAAGAAACUUGGCUGAAUGAUUAGUAGUUGUACUCCAUCCUGUAUAAGCUCUGGAGGAUGCCUUCCGUCUCGCUCUCUUUCGGCCGCCCUUCUCUGUCGGAUUACUGUGAUAUCUGUAGAAUGAUGACAAAAUGUGUGUGCGUUUCCAAAGACGAAGCAGCUGCUUGAUUGAGGAGUUACAUUUAUUGUUUUACCCGAGUUCAAGUUCAGUUUAUACAUUAUACAUUACGUUAGUUACAGUUACUAAGUCGAACUAAUGCCAGGUUUGUGGUCGGUACAAACAAUCUGUAGGUCGUAAAAUGCAAAAGCAAUUAAAUCAAAA
Drosophila kikkawai is the source of this 1360-nucleotide messenger RNA. Its product is annotated as DNA damage-regulated autophagy modulator protein 1. NCBI's taxonomy places the organism in Eukaryota, Metazoa, Arthropoda, Insecta, Diptera, Drosophilidae. The record is from RefSeq and is a predicted model, not a curated record.